AGGAGGGGAGCAGAGAGGAGGCAGCUGGAAAAUGUGAAGCGGAGCGGUUCCCAGUCUCGUCCUGCUGUGGGGGGGCGGGCGGGUGUACGCUGUUGUUUCAUUUUGGGGGAGAUGCUGCCUGCGGAAGACUCGGCCUCCUGGAGCAUCUCGUUCGCCGGCUGCGGCUUCCUGGGCAUUUACCACAUCGGGGUGGCCAGCUGCCUGUGUGAACACGCUCCCCAGCUGGUCCACAACGCCAGCAACAUCUACGGCGCAUCGGCCGGAGCGCUGACAGCCUGUGCGCUGGUCAGCCGAGCCUGUCUCGGAGAAUGUGGUGCAAAUAUCAUUGAUGUUUCCAAAGAAGCACGGAAGAGGUUUCUGGGUCCACUCCACCCUUCCUUUAACUUGAUAAAGAUCAUCCGUAGCCGGCUUUCCAAAGGACUUCCAGACAACGCACACGAGCUAGCAACAGGUCGACUGGGCAUUUCAUUGACCCGUGUCUCUGAUGGCGAGAAUGUUCUGGUGACUGUUUUCAACAAUAAGGAGGAGCUUGUCCAGGCCUGUAUAUGCAGCAUGUUUAUUCCUGUGUACUGUGGACUGAUACCACCAACGCUGCAAGGCGUGCGAUAUGUAGAUGGAGGAAUUACAGAUAACUUACCUCAAUAUGAACUCAAAAACACAAUUACAGUCUCCCCCUUUGCUGGAGAAAGUGACAUCUGUCCUCAUGAUGGCUCCAACAAUAUGCAUGAAUUGAGAAUAACCAAUACCAGCAUCCAAUUCAACCUGCAGAACCUGUACCGCCUUUCCAAGGCAUUAUUUCCUCCUGAAGCAGAGGUGAUGCGGAAUAUGUGCAAACAGGGAUACAGUGAUGCACUGGACUUCCUCAAGAAGAAUGCUCUGCUGAACCAGCAGCGACUUUUGCGCAGUCCUUCUCACUCAGCUUCCGACCCACACGACGCAGCUAAUGACGUUGAAGAGGGGCCAGUAGAGGAUCAAGUUCUGAUCACAUUCAGUAAGAAUGAUGACAAGAUUCUCGAACAUCUGUCACCUCGAUUACACAAAGCAUUAAUUGAAGCCUGUGCUGAAAAGAGAGGUUUCCGUGCAGUCUUCUCGAACAUGUUGCCAGUUCGCCUAGCCUCGACCCUUAUGCUUCCUUAUACUUUGCCCUUGCAAUCUGCGGUUUCACUCACCAUAAAAAUGUUGGAAUGGUUGCCUGAUCUGCCCGAAGAUGUUGACUGGAUGAAAGAACAGGUUGCCAAUAUUUUAUGGUACUUUGCCACGAAUGCCAAGGCAAAACUGGGACAUCAACUUUCAACAAGGCUGCAAUAUAGUUCAAAGCUGCAGAGGACCCAAAGCCUUUUCAUAUCACCGAGACCAUCUCCCUACAUGUCUGUGAAGAAGUGGAUUCGGAGUAAUACUUCUGUCAUGGAUCUGAUUUCCAAAUGUGAAGCAUACCAGCGUCACCUGUGGUCCAGCAUGCCCUUGCUCAACUGGGAAGUGCCGGACUCUGUCUUUCAGGACGAUCUCAAAUCUGGCUUAGAGAUGAAAGUGUCUGUUCACCACGGGGACCAGAUCUGACCAUAAGGAGGCACCUUCUUCCACACACAGCAAUUCUUCCUCAGUGUCAUAUUAACUGCAGAUAUUUUUAUUAUGCGCCAGUAUGCCACGUGGAAACGAACUGUCUGAAAACUUAUGGAAGUUUGCAUUCCACACAAGCCAUGCAUAUUGACAAACUUCUUCCUGUUGAACAAAUGAUUUUCUACUAACCACUUUGCUAUUGUUUGUGACCACUAAGUUUGGGGUACACCUAUUUUAUAACUUCAUUAUCACAGUACCUUUUCUGGUAAUUACUGUAUUUCAAGAUCAUUCUAUUAAUUUAAAGAUGAAUUGAAAUUUUAUAAUUUUUUAAAAUAUCAAAACUAUUCAGAAAUAAUGUAUAUUAUUAAUAUAAAUUAAGCUUUCUUCAAAAAGCAUUAUAAAGCUAAAUUUAGCUUUGAGAUAGGGGAUUGGAUUUCUCAAUGGAAUCAUGAAAUUUGUGGAGAAAUCUGACUUGCAAAACUGAGAAUGACCAAAGAUAAAUUUAAUGCCAGAAGUAACUUUAGUCUAACAGGGGUCAUAUUUGGAGAAAGAAAAUUCUAGUUUCUUGCGAAGUGGUGAACUGAAAAUUGCAUACAUAAGUAUCCAUACCUCGUCUCUUUACGUUUCGGAUCAAUGCAAUAUUCUUAUGCCAAAUCAAUGCAAUUGUGAACUACUUGUUAAGUAUUUGAUUCAUUUUAGUUGGAACUUUUUGAAAAAGUGGAAUGUUUGAAAUGCGACUUCAAAACUUUUAGUUUAAAAUUCUUAGCUUUUUAAACCUGAGUGGAUUUAUUGUUAAGUCUUGUUCUAUUUCAAAGUAACAAUAGCUGUCGAUAUAUUUAUAGAUUCUUUCCGUAAUUUUUGUGACAUACUUUGACUACAUUCAUAUCUUAGCCUAUACAUUUCAUUGUUUUGUUUCUAUUCCACUGUUUUUGCGACUCCAUCAAUAUGGGUGUAGUUUGUGUACAUCUGUCAGCUGAACAAAGAUAUAAGCUUUCAGCUUCUGUAUUACUUACCUCUACCUAAUACACUGUUCUAAGACACAAGCCUUCCCACUGUGUUCCCAGUUCCAGACAUUCAAGAUCAUCAAUAGAUAACAUGGCCUCAUUUGAUUAAUGAAUGGUUUGGAAUGCUUAUAAACAUUUGGGUGGAAUUUACCUUGGGUAAUAGUGUAAAGAGGACUUGAAGUGAGUGCUACUGAAUAUCUGGUGGUAUACCACUGCCUAAGCUAAAUUUGUAGCUUGUUAUACAAUGUCCUGAGACUCCAAUCUAAAUUAUCAUUAGACAGCCAUAAAUAAAUGUUAGUUUUGGAUUGGCUACAUUUUCAUAAAAAGUAUCUUCCACUAACUCUUCUAUGCAGUUGACUGGAAUAGUCACAGUGGUUAUGUGCUAAAGUAGUAUACGGAAUCCUCCGAACCUAGACUUUGAGUAACCUUUGUGCAUGCACUUUUUUUUUAUUUUUAAAUUUGUAUAUAAGGCACUAUGUACUUUACAGAUCCCUUUCGCUACUUUACAGUGUAGAGAAAAUGCCAUAACUAACGUGGUUUCACCUAGUACAACGACUUUAAAAUUUAUUGUUUAAUUUAUUAAAAUUUAAACUUUAUUAAACUCAUAGAUCUGAACAAAAAAUGAAUGCACAGUUGAUAUUUUAUGGAGCCUUUUCCAAUUGUUUCCCCUCUGUUUUAAGCAUUAGCCAAUCUUUAUUACAAGUGAUCUUUUGUAGAGUCCUUUUGCACUGCAGAUGUGAAAGAGUGGCUUACUGUAAUUCUCUGCUGCUAAUCUUCACACUCUCCCCAAUUGGGGCCUCUUAAUUAGACUUUGCAGCUUCUUCAUGUCUAAUGCAAACAAAGCACAUGUUAAUAUCUUCCGUUUCCAGAAACCAUUCGCUAGCUUGUAACCAGAGGCUAGAGCUUGAGGGGCCAUCCCACUCCACAUCAAGCAUGGCUGAUUAGGAGGUGCUCCUGUUCUAAUUACUUACCACAGGCAUAUUGGAAGGAUUUGCAGCUUGACAAUCACUUGUCAAAAAUACACUUAAGAACACACUUUCUGUGACCAUCAAGUCCUGGAGUAGGAUUCAAACCCAAAGCAUAUGGCUUAGAGGCAGGGAUGUUACCCACUGCAUCACAAGGCAUCCCCAAGGUCGCGAUAAUUUAACUAUAAUUUGCCACUACUGGAUGUGAGGAAUGUAAUCAGAUGAACAUGCACAGUGACACUGGUCUUCGCGAGCAGUGCUAAAUGGAUUUAGCUAGUCAACCACCCAUUUUACAGCACAGCCUUUCGCACUACAGCCUAUUCAACAUGAACCCAUUUCAUGCCACUAGUUCAGAUCAAUUCUGCCCCACUUCCCAUACCUCUAUACUAAUCACUAGACUUUAUAACUGCCCAGCACUAGAUAACAUUUAAAUGAAAAUUUAUUUAUAAUAUAUUACCAUGUAUAUAUUAUGUUUAAGACUAUACUGCCCUGUAUGAGUUAUCUGCAUUAUAAAAUUAUGGAUUACAAAUAUAUUGCUAUGUAUGAUUUAUCUCCACAAAGAAUUUUAAAAGAUGUUAAAUUUUGAGAAUGUUUGUAUAAACCGUACAUAGGCUAUAGCCUAAAAGAUGUGUAAUCUACAAAUAUGAUCAAUUUUAAAUAGUUGAAAGGAGAAUAGAUUUGUUGUUUAAUCAAAUUGUACUUAUUAAAUUUAGACAGUAUUUUCUUAAACUCCAAGGUGAGCAUUUGAAGUUACAGUUGUGUAUUGUAACUGAUUGAGUUACAGGUAUGAAUGGAGAUGGAUUGUAAUUUAAGGAGGAUCACACUUGAUAUGUUGAAGUGAAACAGGUUCCACCCUCUUCCCAGGUUCCUUCCUAGAGGGCACUGAUCUUUGGUGGGAAAUGGUUGUGUGAACUGUCUGGUACCUCUUUGAUAUAUAAUGAGUAUCCAAGUGUAAACCAAAACAAUGUGCUCGUCACCGAUGAAGAACGUCGUAGCCAGGACUGGUUCCACAAAUGCUUUUCAUAGCCUAUUCGCUGGAUUACAAUCAGACACUGAAAACCAGAGUAUCAAGACCACCCCAUGUGUUCUAACCUAGCUUCAGCUAACUUGGUAUAUGUGCCCAAGCUUGGGAAAUCUGGCCCAUAUAGCUCUAAUUUCUUUAGGAGUUUUGUAUAUACUGGAAGGCAGGGCAAACAAUCUAAUGAUCUUACAAUUCAAAUGAUUUUACAACUGAAUUACAAAAUUUUAACCCAUCACAUGAACUAUAGAAUGAGCAGUACAGUACAAGUCUAGUGAAAGAGUCUACGCAGGAUGAUUUACUGAUGGUCCACUGCUGAUCUUAAUUUACUGCAAGUGCAAAAUUAAUACUGAAAAUAGAGGUGGUGCUGAUUUUUAAGAUAUCUCCAUGGUUGCAUUAAUUUAUAAUCUUUUCUGAAGAGAUAUUCUCUUUAUUCCCCCAAUACCAAUUAAGCUAAAUUCUGAAAGGUUUUUAAACAGAUGCCUCUAAUUUCCUUUAGACUAUUACAAUAAUUCAUGAUUCAUAUUCAAUAGCAUGAUAACUUGACUUGAUUUUUAUAAUCCAUAGACACUGAAAACCACUGUACUAUAAUGAGCUUUUUCAUUAAAAUUAGAGACAAGACUUGUAUGUUCUGCAAAGAUUACUGGAAUGCAGUUAACCAUGUUGUACUAUUUUGUAAAUAAUGUCUUUGGAUGAUAUUUGAUCAUUAAACAAGUUCAGUUGCUUAAA
Chiloscyllium plagiosum (whitespotted bambooshark) is the source of this 5273-nucleotide messenger RNA. It is a transcript of the gene pnpla2, whose product is annotated as patatin-like phospholipase domain containing 2. Lineage: Eukaryota; Metazoa; Chordata; Chondrichthyes; Orectolobiformes; Hemiscylliidae. The record is from RefSeq and is a predicted model, not a curated record. Gene Ontology annotation, biological process: positive regulation of triglyceride catabolic process; lipid homeostasis; triglyceride catabolic process. Gene Ontology annotation, molecular function: triacylglycerol lipase activity. Gene Ontology annotation, cellular component: membrane; lipid droplet; cytoplasm.